Messenger RNA from Trypanosoma rangeli, 1035 nucleotides. RefSeq lists its product as uncharacterized. Lineage: Eukaryota; Euglenozoa; Kinetoplastea; Trypanosomatida; Trypanosomatidae. Bases 1 to 1035 code for a protein of 344 amino acids. The record is from RefSeq and is a predicted model, not a curated record. The transcript has a single exon.
AUGCUGACGUCGCACUACAGCCAGGUGAGUGCCAUGUUCACCGUGUCACACGAGGUGGUGAACCGUGUCGCGCUAAAUCGAGAAGAGGACAGUCAGUCCGCCUAUCAUGUGGCAAAACGUGAUUACGAGCUGACGCUGAAUCGCAUCUCCUCGCGUCUGCCACCGGCGCCAUCCCAGGCGCAGAAGCAGGUGGUGGACGAAAACGACUUGAGCAUGUACUGUAGCAGCAGCAUGAACGCCGGGAGCUUGGCUGGCACGCAGCGGGAUCGAGAAUGCAUGGGCGAAGAGCUUGACUGCACCGAAAUUGAUGAGGCACUUUAUGCGCGUGUGGUCAAGCGUAAGGAGGAGGACGCGAAGGGUGGACCUUUGUGGAGGCAUGAAUCUUUGCAACCGUUGGAUGUCCUCCUGCACCGUGAGGCGCUUGCCCGAGCUGAUAUUGAGGAUAUCGAGAGCGAAUUCUACCGCCGCAUUACAGGGGAGUUCCGACGUCACUCAUCCUUGUGGAUGAUGGACUUCUUCAACACCGAGCGCCUUGCUCGGAAGGAAGUUGAGAACGUCUGGAUGAGUGAGUCGCUCCCAUUUCUUGAGGUCUGCUCGAUUAAGCAGGUGGAGGCCAUCGAGGACUUGUGGCGCCGCGCCUUUGGCAAGGGGCGGUCACCAGCGGCGAUGCGACGCUAUCGGGAGGAAAACGUGCCUCACACGUUGGACGUGAGACUCUACCACCCGCUGUGGCACUGCUGUAGCACGCUGCGGCGGGAGACACAGGACGAGGAGGAGAUCUCACACCUGUACUUGAAGUUGGGCGAGACGGUGCAGCGUGAUCUCAUUGCGCGUGGCGUCAUGCGGCAUAACGGCCGCACGGGGUUCCUGGACUCGGUGUCGCAUCCCAUUUCGGCGCGUCACUACGACGAGGUGAGUCUUGCGUUCGGGGCCGAGUUCCGUUACCUCGAGUCCUGCGAGGAGACGCAGCGCAUGGCGAUCAUUGAUGCCUUACUCGCCGAGAUGAAUGAAAUAUGUACAAUGACGGCAGUGUAG